Molecule: messenger RNA, 2208 nt
Organism: Plasmodium berghei ANKA
Lineage: Eukaryota; Apicomplexa; Aconoidasida; Haemosporida; Plasmodiidae
Product: conserved Plasmodium membrane protein, unknown function
Exons: 3
Coding region: 1-2208 (735 amino acids)
Source: RefSeq, a predicted model, not a curated record
AUGGUGGGUUAUGCAACUGGAAAUACAGAAAAUAUAAACAUUAAUGAAAACCAUGAAGGAAAUGAAUAUUAUGUAAAUGGUGAAAAUGGUAAUGUACAAGAAAAUUAUGAAUGCGAAAAUGAAGUAAGUCAACAUAUGGAGAAUGAAUUAAAUGAUAAUUUGCUGAAUAAUGAUGGGCGAAAUAAAAAGAAAAAAAAUAAAUAUGAACGUGGUAUAUUUAAAAGUAAAAAUGAUAAUAAUAAAAAUACUGACGAAAAUGGAAAUGUACCAUAUCGUUCAUUUAAUGAUAAUGAAAAUAAUGAAAUGGAUAAAAAAGAAGAUGAAGAUGAAAAUAAUUAUAAAUCGAAAAAUAAAAAUGGUGAAAAUAAUAAUAACAAAAAGAACAAAUCAGAUAACCAAAAGUUUAGUGAAGUAUAUAACUCAAUUUAUGAAAAUUUGAAAAAAAAAAAAAGUGGUAUAAAACAAAAACAUGGAAAUAACAAUGAAGAUAGUAAUAUUAACAAAUAUGAUAAAAGAAAUAAUUUUUAUGAAAUUAAUUAUUCAUCUGAUCAUGCAAAUUCUAUAAGUAGUAGUAUUGAUGGAGAUUCUUUUUUUAAUGAUGAAGUUUUGAAAAAAUAUAUUGUUGGCCAAAUAUUUAAUAUUAUUAGAACAUCUUUUCAAUGGGCUAUAGCUCCAUUUAUUUUAUUUUUUUUAUUUGAGCAUUAUUCAAUAUUUUAUGUAUACAGAAUAAUUUCUUUUUUUAUUUUAUUACUAUUUACUCCAAUAUCAUUAUAUUUAAUUAAAAAACAAAAUAUAAAAUUCUUUUUGUUGGCAACAAAUACUACAAGAACAAUAUUAUGGGGAGUAUGCAUACCCAUUUUAUAUUCUAUAUAUAAAGAUUAUAUAAAAAAAUAUUAUAUAGAUGGAUCAUUUGAAUUUUUAUUUUGUUUAUUGAUAAUAGUUGACAAUAUGUGUAUAAACUUAUCUAGUAUUGUAGAUAUGGAUAAUAAUGGAAUUGAUUAUAUUUCAAAAAAAUAUGAUAUAAUAAUUACUGAAAAAGCCAAUAGAAAAUAUUUAACUCUUCAUCAAUUUUUUUUUGAUGUAUCAUUCACUAUAUUUAAUCCACUUAUUGUAUUUGUUAUGUACUUGUUUGGUCGACUUUUUCCUCAAGAAUAUCAUAGAGAUUUAUUUGUAUAUUUAACAUCCUUAUAUUUUGCUUUUAUAUCAAUUAUAAGUUUAGUUGUAUAUGCUAUUGGGCUUGAAGGGGCAGAAUCAUCGUCAAAAAGAGAGCAUAUCAAUGAUAAUAAUUAUGAACUUCAAAAUAGUCCAGAUAAUAUUAAAGAAGGGAAUAUAAAAGACAAUGAAGGAAAUGAAAAUGAUUUUGAUCAAUAUUAUGAAAAAAAUUAUAGUAAUAAAUCCGAUCAAUAUGCUACUAAUUAUACCAAUACAUAUCCUAGUGUAUAUGUGCUUCAAAGCCAAGUUUAUAAUAUUAAUGAUAAUUAUGAUCCAUAUUCAAAUAAAGAAAUAAUAACAUUAAAAGAUCAAUACAAAAAACAUUUUAAUAAUAUUAAAACAAAUUUUAAAAAUAUUUCGAAUGAUUGUAAAUUACUAUUUUAUUUAUCUUCUUUAUCGUUUUUAAAUAGUGUUGAAGAUAUAACGACAUUGAUGUUAAUUCCUUUUACAUCAAUAUUUGCAUGCGAGUUCUUUUAUGUUGAAUCAUUAUUUAUGAAAGUUUUAAUUGCAGUUAUUUUAAUAUCUUUGGUUAAAUGUUUUGAAAAUAUUUCAUAUUAUUGCAAUAAAAAAAACCUUAUUGCCCUAAAGGAGCCUUCUAUGGGAAUGCUUCUUUCUGGAUUCUCUCUUGUUAUAUAUUUUUUCCCUUUCCUUCUAAUUCGAUAUUUGAACAUUUACAUUUUCUUAAUUUUUUACACAAUAUGUUCUUUCCUUUAUAUCUUUUUUUCGACUAAUUUGAAGGCAACGCUAUUACUCAAUUUCCAAAAGCACAUAAAAGAAUCUAAAUAUGACAUAUACAACUUUGCUGGAAUUUUCAUGUCAUUUGUUAAUUCAAUAUUUGUUAUUUCUGUGAUCAUGUUGUUAUCAAUAGUAAACAAUUUUGUUGCAAAUUACAUUUCUAUAUGUAUAUUUUUUAUCAUAGUAUUAUUUAUACUUUGUAAAUGUGGAAAUUUUGUUUUGAAAGAAGACGAUGACUCAGUGUCAACAAAACUUGUUUAA